UAUAUAUAAAUUAUUAAUUUAUAAUUUUAAUGGAACCAUAUUUACAUAGAAUAUUUUUAAAAAUUAUUAUCUUAUUAUUUUAUCGAUUUGUGUUUAAUUUUGAACCGGUCCAAAUUGGAACCGCCGAAAUUUAUUAAUUUAUAAAAAAUAUUAAUUUAUCGAGUAUUAAUUUAUCGAAGUUUUAUGUAUAAUUAAAAUCUUAAUUGGGCCAAGAUUGUGUCUGAGUAGACCCAAUAAAAAAAACUUAUAACUAAGUUGAGCGAAAUGACGCCGUUGCAGCAUCCCUGACCCCUUACAUGUUCCGUUCUGCUCGACGAUCGUUGGAGUUGAAACCAAACCUUACUUCCUCUCUCGAACCCUACAUUGAAAGAAGAUGGUGUUGAUCGAGCAAGAGACCCUCAUCAAAGACGAACCAAAUCUACCGUCUUCAUCCUCACCGCAAAUAGCUGCGACGGAGGCGAAACAAGUCCACGACGGAGAUGAUUCCGACGGAUUCGAAACUGCCAGCGAACGUGAAGAAGACGAUAGCAUAAACGACGCCGUAACGAGCCAAGAGGAACCACCACAUCAGGAGAAAGCCAUGAAAGAAGCUAAUGAAGCUAAAGUGGAAGGAAACAGUAUGUUCGUUAAUGGGCUUUACGAAGAGGCCUUGUCAAAGUAUGAUCUUGCGUUAGAGCUUGUUCAGGAGUUUCCUGACUGCACAGAGCUUCGUUCCAUAUGCCGUUUAAACAGAGGAGUGUGUCUCCUCAAACUGGGUAAGUACGAAGAGACGAUCAAGGAAUGCACGAAAGCUUUAGAGCUGAAUCCUACUUACUUUAAGGCCUUGGUUCGCAGGGCAGAAGCGCACGAGAAGCUUGAACACUUUGAAGAAGCUGUCGCUGAUUUGAAGAAGAUCUUAGAACUUGAUCCUUCGAAUGAUCAAGCUAGGAAAGGGAUUCGACGCCUUGAACCUCUUGCUGCGGAGAAGCGAGAAAAGAUGAAAGAAGAGGCUAUAACUAAGCUGAAGGAGAUGGGAAACUCAAUUUUGGGUCGAUUUGGGAUGAGCAUAGACAACUUCAACGCUGUUAGAGAUCCCAACACUGGCUCCUACUCUCUAUCCUUCCAAAACUAGUCACUAUAUCAUUAUGUUGUUCUUUCUACCGCUUGAUUUAUAGCAACAAAAUGGUUAAUAUUGCAAUGUGUUAUGUUCUUGACGCAUUGGUAGUGAAAUGAUGAGCAAUCUUUUUGGAUUUUA
Molecule: messenger RNA, 1234 nt
Organism: Brassica napus (rape)
Lineage: Eukaryota; Viridiplantae; Streptophyta; Magnoliopsida; Brassicales; Brassicaceae
Product: tetratricopeptide repeat protein 1
Exons: 5
Coding region: 374-1111 (245 amino acids)
Molecular function (GO): protein binding
Source: RefSeq, a predicted model, not a curated record